This is a messenger RNA of Lytechinus variegatus (green sea urchin), 1312 nucleotides long. Its product is annotated as ribosomal protein 63, mitochondrial-like. Gene Ontology annotation, biological process: mitochondrial translation. Gene Ontology annotation, cellular component: mitochondrial ribosome. Lineage: Eukaryota; Metazoa; Echinodermata; Echinoidea; Temnopleuroida; Toxopneustidae. The coding region runs from base 92 to 418 and encodes 108 amino acids. Gene Ontology annotation, molecular function: structural constituent of ribosome. The record is from RefSeq and is a predicted model, not a curated record. The transcript has 3 exons.
UCGCUCUUCAACUUAGGUUUUUCGAAAACGUUUCAUUGUAAAUUGCUAUUAAUACACCUUUUGAUUUCUAAAACAGUCAUAGACAUUAAGUAUGUGGUUGACUAGAGUACUAUUGGGCCAUCGCUUUCGGAGUGCAAAGGUUCCUGGUGUGCAAUUUAUAGGCAAACAUCGCCGUUUCAGACCCAUCACCAAAUACAUGAUCAGAAAUCUUGAAGAAAGACUGGCAGUGGAGGAAGAGAAUGCUAAACAUUUAAGUCGACCAUUCCUUACAAAGGAAGAGGAAUACUGUCAUGCUCAGGAAAGACGAGCCAGAAUAAAGGAGGAAUUCAAAACAGCCCGACGUUUCAGCAAAGCACCCCCUAACCGAUACAUUGAUGAUCAUCUAGCUCAUCUGAGAGUAUCAAAGAAAUGGGAUUGACCAGAGGAAACAUAUUAUGAGAACUGCUUGAAACUAACUCUUGAACUUUGAGACAUGUUUGCUUGAUGCCACUGUAGAACAAUGGAGGUAUGCAAGUUGUUAGUGAUGUGAUAUUAAACUCAAGUUAUCAUCUGCAUACUUCAGCUACUGCUAUGAGAAUAUUCUUGCAGUCACGUGGGUUACUAUUUCGGACCGCCGACAUCCGAAAUUUUCCUCUUCUGAUUCUUACAUUAUACGUCCAUCUUGCAAGGUGCAUGUCAUCUAAGAAAAUCAAUUUUUUUAAGUACCCCACCACAUCCUUUUUGGAGGUGGCCUCUUGUAGUUUUCAUUUUAUUUCAUUUUUUUAGGGGGGAGGGCAGGGAGUAAACACUCUUAAAUGGAAUUUUUUAAGAAAAAAGGAUUUCUAAUGAUUUUGAAAGUACAUGUCUUUAAAAAAAAAAGAAGACUGGUCUACCAUUUUGACAUAAAAAGGGGCCUUCUCCAUACCUUUAAAAGGCCUGAAAUCUCUAAACACCAUAAUGCAGCAUAAUUGAUCAAGAUAUACAUUGCAGCUAGUGAGGGAUGUGCAUUUGAAGGAAUAAAUAAAUUGGUUGAUGAGUAAUUGGCAAUAACGUUUGCAUCAAUACAAAGUAAGAGCCUACCUGUGUAUCACUAUCAUGAGACUUCAAGGAUUCCAUUUAUCUUUGGUCAGAAAAUGAUAUGACAUUUGAAGCAAGUGAUGUAAAGAAAAUUUUAAAGAAAUAAAUAUCAAUGGUGUACUAAAUGUACUAAAUCAACUGGAUGCCUGCAUGAUGACAUAUGUCAGAGGUCACUCAGAGAUUAGGUUUUCACUUCUAUGAGAUCAUGGAAGUAAUUGGAAAUAAAAUGCAUCUGAUGAUGGUGUUUUGUAAUCUA